Dicentrarchus labrax (European seabass) is the source of this 1622-nucleotide messenger RNA. RefSeq lists its product as uncharacterized. Gene Ontology annotation, cellular component: membrane. Gene Ontology annotation, molecular function: G protein-coupled receptor activity. Lineage: Eukaryota; Metazoa; Chordata; Actinopteri; Moronidae. The coding region runs from base 294 to 1271 and encodes 325 amino acids. Gene Ontology annotation, biological process: sensory perception of taste; G protein-coupled receptor signaling pathway. The record is from RefSeq and is a predicted model, not a curated record. The transcript has 2 exons.
GUGCGGACAACUUCAGGCGAGGAUUAAUGCUUGGAUAAACAAAACAAAACAAAAGGAUUCUUCAGCUGCAGCCAAAGGCCCCGCUGACAAACUGUGACUGAUUCCAUUCUGUGGCAGAAAUGAAGAAUCGUCUGGUUUGCUGUGUGUGUGCAUAAUUUUUUGCCUUCUUGUCAUCUCUUUGAACGCAGCGAAAACAAAACACUUGAGAGCCCCACACACAGACUGCUGAGUGCUAUAGAAGUUAUUCUCCUGAAGGUUUACCCUGCAGACUGUUUGGGGUAAAGGGUAUCAUUAUGUUAGGGGCAAGUAAAUUGGUCCUCUGGGUAAUGACGGGUCUGCUGGCCAUCACGACUGUCUUCUUUAAUGUCUACAUCCUCCUGAUGAGUCUGUGGAACUACAGGCAGAAGAAGAAGUGGAAUCCCAGUGAGACCAUCAUGGUGGCGCUGGCGGUGGCAGACGUGGCUCACAUGCUGGUCUGCUACUUCUGGAUGACCAUGACCGAGGUGGAUAAUGAGUGCCACAUCACCCAGAACGUCUACACUAUCAUGCUGCUGCUGGUCUUCAGCCUCAAGUUCACCAUCAUGUGGGACACCAGCUUUCUCACCUUUUACUACAGCACCAAGCUGGUGAGCACGCCCAACCACUGCUACACGCAGAUCCAGGCCGCCAUCCUCAAGCACGUGACUUUAGCUGUUUUUCUCAUCCCUCUGUGUGGCCUGGGCACCUGCAUGCCGAUGCUCGUGGUGUUCCACCCGGACAACUACACCAGAGAGUACCGAGACUGUGGGGUUAUAAUCCCCGACACCCGCCCCGGCAAGAUCUACGAGACCAUGUAUCUGCUCAUCACCGACGUCCUGCCAGGCGUGCUCAUGGUGAAAUGCUGCAUCUCCAUCUCCAUCCACCUGGCUGUCCAUCUCCGUCACAUGAAAGCCAGCACCAACGGAGCCCACUGCCCGAAGCUGGGCUCUCAGCUGAGGGUGAUCCGGAUGGCGCUGUCUAUAGUGGCCGCCUUCAUCCUCUUCCUCGUGGUCGACCUGUACGUCCAGUACCAGAUAGUGGUGAACCACGAGAACAUCAUCAUGCUCACGUUCUUCUUCACGUCCAUCUACACGACUGUCACCGCCAUGGUGCUGAUCUACGGGAAGGCGACACUCUGGAAAGCUCUGAUUCACGGCUUUAACGUCUGCCUGGAUGAAUAUCCGUGUUUGUCUUGUAUGAAGGUGCCUGAACAAAAGGCGAAACUCAGCUCUCCUGCAAAAUGUAAAAACUGAGAAGCCAGUUUGCUUCGCACUGAAGGUCUUUGUGCUGAAAUCAAUUGGUCAUUGUCUGAACUUAUUAAAAACUUUGAAGAAACUUAUUCUUUUAUCUUUUGCACUAGCAAUUUCAGUAAUGAUUCAACUGUCCCGCUGUAUCACCAUUAAUUACAAUUCCUUACAUCAAUAAGGUAUUUUUGCUGUGUUAGCCUGUUGGUAGAGCUGUUCAAGCGACGUGGCCAGGUAACCAGCUUUCCAUCCAAAUCACAAGCUCAUCAGACUGCACCUGUGAAUGAAUAUUUCAGGAGGACAAAUAAUAGCCAGGACUGUAAAAUAGAUCCCCAGGCAUGGUUGCCUGGACGUGAUGUA